This is a messenger RNA of Truncatella angustata, 1707 nucleotides long. Its product is annotated as tannase. The coding region runs from base 1 to 1707 and encodes 568 amino acids. The transcript has 2 exons. NCBI's taxonomy places the organism in Eukaryota, Fungi, Ascomycota, Sordariomycetes, Amphisphaeriales, Sporocadaceae. The record is from RefSeq and is a predicted model, not a curated record.
AUGCGUCGCGCUGUUGCUGUCUUCGUUGCAGCGGUGAGCAGCCUCGUGGGCACAACAACAGCUACCGAUUUUGCUGAAGUGUGCACCUCCGAAUAUGUGCAGUCGGUUCUGCCUGGCGAUGGCUUCAUUCCUGGAACUACGAUCGACACUACCUCGGUGGCUGUCAAUGCGAUUGGUAACUAUUCAUCCGCAGCCUCUGAUGGAGUUGUGGGAGUCGAAGCAGUCGCUGUUUGCAAUGUCACGUUCGGUUACACCCAUGACGGCAAGGAAGGAAAGACCAACGUUUGGUAUUAUCUUCCUGAUCCAGCCAACUUCAAGAAUCGAUUCUUGUCCACUGGAGGCGGUGGUUUCUCAAUCACCUCUGGAGCAGGUGGAUUGUCUGGUGGCCUGAGCUACGGCGCUGCCUCUGGUACCACUGAUGCGGGUUUGGGAAGCUGGAGCGCUCAACUAACCAACAAGGUCCUCUAUGCUAAUGGUUCCAUGAACUAUGAUGCCCUUUACGCCUUUUCUCACCAGGCUAUCCACGAGAUGACUGUUCUUGGCCAAGAGCUCACAAAGGCCUUCUUUGGCGUGGAGAAAAUCUACUCCUACUACUCAGGGUGCUCGGAAGGUGGACGAGAUGGGUUUAGCCAGCUGCAGAGAUACGGUACGCAGUUUGACGGUGCUGCCGUCGGUGCUCCAGCUAUGCGCAUGGCCUUUCAGCAAGUCAUUCACCUAUUCUCUGCAAUGGUGGAGAUCACCAACAACUAUUUCCCUCCUACUUGCGAGCUUACCAGAAUCAACAACGACACGAUCGCUGCGUGUGACUUGCUUGAUGGGAAGCAGGACGGUGUUGUGAGUCGAACAGAUCUGUGCAAGUUACAUUACAAUGCUACGUCUUCCAUUGGCAAUAGCUACGCUUGUGCUGCCGGCAGUGGUACUAGCUCCCCAGCGGUCAAUGGUACUGUCAGCGAUCAGGCCGCCGAGCUCGUGAAAGACCUUUGGGCCGGUCUCUUCGACUCCCAAGGUCGUCAGGCUUACAUUAUGUUUCAACCAUCGUCUGAUUUUGGUGACGCUGGCACGACCUACAACGCUGAGACUGGACAGUACGAGGCGUCAGUCAGCGGUAUUGGAGUUCAAUGGGUGAACUACUUCUUGAAGAAAGUCAUUUCGGCCGACCUCGACCUGACCAACGCAAGCUACGAUACACUGCGUGACUGGAUAAUCCAGGGUAUCCAGGAAUACUCAGAUACUCUGGAAACCAACUGGCCUGAUUUGGAAGACAUUCGUGAAUACGGCGGUAAGAUUAUUCACUACCACGGUGAAUCUGACAACAGUGUCCCAUCCGGCUCUUCUGUCAUCUAUCAUGAUGCCGUUCGUCAGGCUAUGUAUCCUGACGAGACUGUUAUCGACGGUUAUACCAAGCUGAACAGCUUCUACCGCUUUUACCUUGUGCCCGGCGCUGGACACUGUGGUCGCAGCCAGUCACAGCCCAACGGUCCUUUCCCGUCUGAUAUCCUUGGCAGCGUAAUUGACUGGGUUGAGAAUGAUAGCGCACCUGAACAGCUACCAGCUACCACAACUAGCGGCGUUAGCGAAGAUCUUUGCCUGUGGCCUACCCGCCCUCUUUGGUCUGAGGGCAGCGAUGAGAAAGAAUGCGUUUUUGACCAAGAGUCAUACGAGUCUUGGCUGCCUAAGCUGGACUCUAUCCCUGUUCCGGUGUGGUAA